UGCGCAUGUGUGUGUGUGUAUGUGCGUGCACGCAUGUGUGUGUGCGCGCGUGUGUGUAUGUGGUGCGUGUGUGCUUCCAGGUACUUACACCAGCUAGCGGCUGGUUUUCAUGGCCCCAAGUUCUGCAUUGAUCCUUGCAUGGCAUUGCAGCGAAUGUACAUGGCGUAGACCUACUCUUUUGUCAACGUAGCUGUAUACGGUGGCAUGGUCUUCACAUACAGUACUACAACUGAGUACAAGGGUAGUACUGCAUACCACCACGUACCAGUGCGUACAGGUCAGUCAAGCUGGCCCAGCUCUGGCGCGGAGUAGGAAAAUACCGGUGCUUUACUACUCGGAUCCUGUGUCUGCGGUCCGUGUUUCUGCGGCCUGACAAAGCCAAGCCACAUGCUGCACUAAACUUGAGUGUACAGUACAGUCAGUGCAAGCUCCUCUCCACGAACUACUUGAAACCGUUGGCAUUUGUUCGCUUGGUGGUUUCUUGGCCGUCCGAAUUUGUGCUUUGCUGAACAAGACUUGUUGUUUUGACAGCAUGCAGUUUGUGGUUUAUGACUAAUACUUUCAUAGAUUUUAUUCACUACCUCCCACUUUCCGGUGUUCAUGAUCAAAAUCUCUUGUCUCAAGAUGAGAAUUGAGUGCUCAAGAUGUUGAACGCAGAAGCAGAACUACGGAAGAGGCCUGGUAUCCGCGGAUCCAUUCGAAGAAGCUUUCGUAAGACAGGAACAAAAGAUUCAGUAACCGAUAGUAGAGACCUGCCUAGCGUGCCAGCUGCAGAACCAUCUUCGGAGAAAGAGCGCCCAGGUGAAGGUGUGAAAUGGAAAGGCGACAGGACGAAGAACGUCCGUCCAUAUGUGGCGGCAUUCCAGAAGUCUGUCCAUCCAAAGUCGCGAGGCUUCAGUGUCUUAUUUGACACGUUGGUGAAGAAGGACAUCCCUGGUCUGCGGCGGGCUGCAGCUAGAGGCCUAAGUGUUUUGUGUACACCUGACGCAGAUGGUUACACUCUUCUACAUCAUGCUGCAGCGUUUGGAGUUCCUGAGAUGAUGGCUGUGCUGUUGGAAAUGGGAUUUCCAAUCAACACAAGCAAUGACACAGAGCUUGUUGAUGUCAAAGAGUGUGAGGGCUGUAUGAUGACCCACAACAUCAUGCCACUGCAUUUAGCUGCGUGGAAAGGUGCUAUGGCUGUACUAAAGCUAAUGAUACAAGCCGGUGCCCGGGCAACUGAAAUGAUGAGGCUGACUUGGAUCCGGCGCAUCAACAACACCAUGCACCGCAUGGAAGUGGAGAUGUCGGCGGCUGAGGUUGCGGCAGUGUCCGGCAACGUCAACGAAGCUGUGCUGCUGCACGUGCGUGGCUCACGCCUGAGUGCACGCUUUGCGUGCAACUACGGCGUUCAGCUAUUGCGUGUUUUAGCGUUGGAUUCCAGUGGCGGCGUGGGCCGCGUGGUCUCCGUCGAUGGCUGGGGAGAUUCUGACGAAGAAAAUGACGAGCCAUCGUCAUGUGAAGCACUAACCGAUGAAGUUUGGGAGGAAAUCGUGCGUUCUUACCUGCCGUCCAAGGCUUUGCCGCGGUUCUUCUUUGGUGGCUUGCGGCCUGCAGCUGAAUUCCGUGCCCUGUUGACACUGAUGUCAAGCCUGGGGAAAGUAGUUCCGCAGGUUCUGACGCAAACGCUUCUGGACAUUCAGAUGCCACCUGGAGAUCAUGUCAUGUUCCAAAGUCAAGUGCUUCAAAAGAUAUCCUGCAUGGUAACUUAUGGUGCUGAUCCGGACUCCCUGGCAAAACUGAUAACAACUGCCAAGGACAACUUGGAAUCAAAGCCAGACGCAGGUCGCCCUCUAAUCUCUGAAUGGCGCAAUACACUGGCGUUGAGUGAUGCAGCUGGACAUGAGACUAUGGUCGAUGACAACGGUCUACCAGCAGCCUCGCAGCGCGUGCUCAGUGCAUUGCGCUUGCAGUCAAUCGAUUCAGCACCAUCCACUGUGACGGUAGAACCACUCGUUUGGGAGCCUAGUACUAUUAGCAUUCCCACCGUGGCAGUACCACGGUCUAUGUCAGUUUGUAUGCCGAAAAGCUCAUCACUUGCUGAUGCACGUCGCCACUCCAGCGCUGCUCAGAUGGCCGAUAUCCGGCCUAUGACUGUCGACGAAGAGGCGAUGGAGUGUAAUGGUAUACAGCCAGGAGUCGUGCCACCUCCAGUACCUUCAGGACGUCGCCCUAGUGACGCCGUGUGUUCGUCAUAUUCGGUUGACCGCCGCACCAGCUUAGCCUCCAAGAACAGCCCAUCUUCAGAGUCAAUUAAUGUUGGAGCUAGCUCCCCUGCAACCUCAUCAUCGUCUGCCACAGCAGCCUCUCCUGUUGUUCCAGAAGCAAUUCCGGAAUUUGCAUCUGCCACACAUGCAUACUCAGCUGUCAACAAAUCCUCUGCCCCUACAAAACAGACCCCUGUUGAUUCCCCGGCGAAUUCACCCGUGAAAGCCAGUGCUGCGCAAUCAACAGCCACAGCGGGUGGUCCUCCAGCACCGCCUCCACCACCCGCAACAGGUGGUCCUCCAGCCCCUCCUCCACCACCUGCAACAGGUAGUCCUCCAGCCCCUCCUCCACCACCGGCAACAGGUGGUCCUCCAGCCCCUCCUCCACCACCUGCAACGGGCGGUCCUCCGGCCCCUCCUCCACCACCUGCAACAGGUGGUCCUCCGGCCCCUCCUCCACCACCUGCAGCGGGUGGUCCACCAGCCCCUCCACCACCACCUGCAACAGGUGGUCCUCCGGCCCCUCCUCCACCACCGGCAACAGGUGGUCCUCUGGCCCCUCCUCCACCACCUGCAACAGGUGGUCCUCCAGCCCCUCCUCCACCACCUGCAACAGGUGGUCCUCCGGCCCCUCCUCCACCACCUGCAACAGGUGGUCCUCCAGCCCCUCCUCCACCACCUGCAACAGGUGGUCCUCCAGCCCCUCCUCCACCACCUGCAACUGGUGGUCCUCCAGCACCCCCGCCACCACCUGCAACUGGUGGUCCUCCAGCACCCCCGCCACCACCUGCGGCAGGAGGAGGCCCUCCUCCUCCACCACCAUCACCUGCAGCCGGUGGAGGUCCACCUCCACCGCCACCACCACCUGCAGCAGGUGGAGGUCCACCUCCACCGCCACCACCACCUGGAGCAGCGGGUGGUCCGCCACCCCCUCCACCACCACCUGGUGCUGGGGGAUUGCCAAAGAAAAAAGCAGCAGCUGCACCAGCGGCAAAGAAGCCUGCUCCCAGCAAGGGUGGUGGCAGUUUGAUGGAUGCAAUAGCAGCAUCAGCUCGCAGACGUGCAGAAAAGUCAGGUGAAGAGCUUCCUGAAGAUAUCAAACCAGCGCCGAAGCCUGCACCAACACGCAGCAGUGGUGGAAGUAGCGGAGGAAAGCCAGGAAGUUUAAUGGACGCUAUUGCCGCAUCUGCAAAGAGAAGAGCAGCAAGCAAUGGACCUCCAGAAGAGGCAUCGUCGUCAUCGUCAGCAUCUAAACCACCUCCGCCGGCACCAGUGGCAGCAAAAGGCCCUCCGCCUCCACCAUCUGCAACUGGUGGUCCUCCGCCGCCCCCUCCAGCACCUGCAACAGGAGGAGGUCCGCCUCCACCACCACCACCACCUCCUGCAACAGGUGGCGGCCCACCUCCACCACCACCGCCUCCUGCAGCCAGUGGAGGCCCUCCUCCUCCACCACCACCACCUGCGGCAGGAGGAGGCCCUCCUCCUCCACCACCACCACCUGCAGCCGGUGGAGGUCCACCUCCACCGCCACCACCACUUGGAGCGGCUGGUGGUCCACCUCCCCCUCCACCACCACCUGGUGCUGGGGGAUUGCCAAAGAAAAAAGCAGCAGCUGCACCAGCGGCAAAGAAGCCUGCUCCCAGCAAGGGUGGUGGCAGUUUGAUGGAUGCAAUAGCAGCAUCAGCUCGCAGACGUGCAGAAAAGUCAGGUGAAGAGCUUCCUGAAGAUAUCAAACCAGCGCCGAAGCCUGCACCAACACGCAGCAGUGGUGGAAGUAGCGGAGGAAAGCCAGGAAGUUUAAUGGACGCUAUUGCCGCAUCUGCAAAGAGAAGAGCAGCAAGCAAUGGACCAGCACAAGAGAGCACUUCACCUGUGGCAAGUGCCCCAAAGGCAGCACCUGCACCCACCCCUGCACCACCUGCACCAGCAGCAGCUGGGGGGCCGCCACCGCCCCCGCCGCCACCUGCAGCAGGAGGAGGGCCACCGCCACCUCCGCCACCACCUGCAGCUGGUGGUGGACCCCCACCGCCGCCUCCGCCACCACCUGCAUCAGGUGGUGGACCCCCUCCACCGCCACCUGCCCCUUGAGCGGCUGGUGGCCCGCCACCUCCGCCUCCACCACCUGGGCCAGGUGGCAUAACCAAGGUGAAGGCUGCACCUGCCAAGAAGCCAGCUCCCUUUAGUGGCGGUAACUUGAUGGAUGCAAUUGCUGAUAACGCAAGUGGUUAAAGUGCACGGUCCUAGCCCCAACCAGUUCCAGCACCUUCAACGCCUACACGUUCUUCUGGUGGAUCAAUGCGAGGCGGAGGCCUGAUGGCUGCAAGUCAAGUCAGCUACGCUUGUCAAGCUAGUAAAUCACUUUGAUUGCUCUGUCAUAUUUCUUACUCAUGUAUAGAUCUGUGUAUUUACAUGUGAGUGUGGCCGGAAGGAAAUAAUUCCUUUCUUUUGAACUUUAUAAUCACUAUAGGAAAUAGUUUAGUUUUUUUAUCCCCUCUGUUUUUAGUUGUCACAAUUUUCAAAACCUGUAAUUCAUCAAAUAUAGUCUGACCAAGCAGCAGCUAUUACCCCAUUUAGAACACUUAAAAUUCUGCUUUCUCCUUAAUGCUUCUUGUCGAAAAGACUUGGAACAUGUUGGGCACAUUCAAGAUGCGAUGAUUCUGGUCCUAUCUGCUCGUUUGGUUGCAGAUGUACCGAUCAGUCUUCCUAGAUUCUGUUGGCCGGAUUUGCGUCAAUUUUUUUAAACUCUUUGUAUUACUAUUUCAAUCCCUCUGGGACAGGACAAAGAUAUUACUAGUAAACGUACAAAAUUCAUGCUUUAAAUUUCCCCCUAUUUUAUGAUAGCAUUGUUUCCUCCUUGCUCCUCGGUGACAACUUUUUUUCAUCUGUCGCUUCACAAUCCAUCCGUUGAUCAUGGCUGAGGUUACUUUAUUCAGUCAUCCUCUAUUCUCUUCUGCCAUGAUUACUACCGGUUUAGAUAAAACAUUUAAAAGUUUAAGAAAAAGAACAUGAAAAGC
Sycon ciliatum is the source of this 5260-nucleotide messenger RNA. RefSeq names its product nascent polypeptide-associated complex subunit alpha, muscle-specific form-like. The coding region runs from base 645 to 4334 and encodes 1229 amino acids. The transcript has 4 exons. Gene Ontology annotation, molecular function: protein binding. The record is from RefSeq and is a predicted model, not a curated record. NCBI's taxonomy places the organism in Eukaryota, Metazoa, Porifera, Calcarea, Leucosolenida, Sycettidae.